AUGAGCCGCCUCGCCGCGCUGAUUCCUCCCAAGCUGGCAUCGCCCUCGGCGAUUGGUGCACCCUCGUCGGCGGCCCGCAUGGCCAAGGUCGUCGAGUUCUACUCUGCGCUCCCCAAGGGUCCGGCCCCGAAGAAGCGCGUCGGUGCUUCGCCCCUCGCCCGCUACAAGGCCCGCUACUUCGACGGCCCCAACGCCUCGGCUGCCCCCUUCCUCCACGUCAUUGGCGGCCUCUUCCUCCUCGGCUACACCAUCGACUACAACAUGCACCUUAAGCACCACAAGAAGUGA
Messenger RNA from Rhodotorula toruloides NP11, 288 nucleotides. RefSeq names its product F-type H+-transporting ATPase subunit f. The transcript has 4 exons. Lineage: Eukaryota; Fungi; Basidiomycota; Microbotryomycetes; Sporidiobolales; Sporidiobolaceae. Gene Ontology annotation, biological process: proton motive force-driven ATP synthesis. The record is from RefSeq and is a predicted model, not a curated record. The coding region runs from base 1 to 288 and encodes 95 amino acids.